AUGACGGUGGACGAGUUUCCGGGCUCGGUCCAUUCGCUGGAUGUGCUGGUCUUCACCUUGGUGCUUCUGGUGCUCGCGCACACCCGCGGCUCGCCAUGGAAGCUUGCGCUCGCCGCCGCGUCGCUCGCGCUUGGCCUCCUGACCGAGCAGCUCAGCCUGCGGUUGGGAGGGACGCACUGCCACGCGAGUGGGAUUGUCAACGUCUCGACGUGCUCCUCGGCCAACUCGGUCUUCUGGUACAUUCCGUGGGUCUACACGGGCGUGACUUGUGCCCGCCGCCUGACCGACGAACGCUCGUGGGCCUUUCCUCUGCUCAGCGGUAUGCUCUUCUUCGGGCUGUGCGGAGUGUACGAAGCGCAGGGUCCGCUGGUGGGCUGGUGGCGCUGGCCGGCGGCCGAUGGCCUUGUCGCGUCUGGCUGCACCAUCUGGCAGGCGGGGCCACUCGGGCUCGACGCGCGCGGCCUCGUUGCGUCACCGCACGUGAUGGAGGCGCUCGGCGAGCGGCUCUUCGGCGUGCCGGUGAUGGCGCCCUACUUCCACUUCGCCUUCGGCUGUGGCACGGGCAUCGGCGAUGCGAUGUUGCUUUUCAUCCAGCUCACGAUCUGCUUCGUCGCGCCGCCGCAGCUGCGGGACGCCAGAGCAGCCCGAACAUUGCCACGCGUCGCGCCACCGCGUCUCGACUAUUACGACGCCGACGGCAAGUUAGUCCGGACUGACGCCAGCGGACCUGGCGAGCGGCAGCGGCGCAUUGACGAGGCGCUGGCGGCGGCGGAUGCCAAGCUGGACGCGCUUGCGGAGACGGACAACAUGCUACGCGCAAAGUCCAUGGCUGAGCUCGGUAGCCCGCCGCCAGCGCCUGACUCUGCGCCCGAACUCGGAGGCGCGCUCGCUGCUGCGCCAAAUAUCUUGGGCGCCAUCGCAGUGGGGCUCUUCCUCUUAAACGGCGUGGGCGUCUUCGGCGACGGCGGCGACUGGUUGGAGACCAAGGCCGCGUCCUUGACGGAGAAGGCGGAGAGCAUGGGACAGGUUGAAUACAAGUCGUCGAGGCAGAUCGACUAUAAGCCCAGCUUCUGA
Molecule: messenger RNA, 1074 nt
Organism: Emiliania huxleyi CCMP1516
Lineage: Eukaryota; Haptophyta; Isochrysidales; Noelaerhabdaceae
Exons: 2
Coding region: 1-1074 (357 amino acids)
Source: RefSeq, a predicted model, not a curated record